ACGUCCGCACUCCGGCGAGCCUAUAAAACCACACCGGCGACGCCAUUGCUAGCAACAGCCACCGCACCUCCACAGUUCACACUUGACAAAUCUGCUCUGUCGAGUGAGUGACUGAUCGGCAUACGGUAGCUGCUAAUUGAGCUAUGCUAGCAAUGGCGGCGCGGGGAACUGCAAGCGGCAGCACGGCGGUGGUCGUGGGCGUGCUGCUUGUCUGCGCAUUCCUCCAUGCGGGGGUGGCGGAGUCGGCGGAGUUCACCGUCGGCGACGGCGGCGGCUGGUCCGUCAACGCCGGCUCCUGGCCCAACGGCAAGCGCUUCAAGGGCCGCGACGUCCUUGUGUUCAACUACGACCCGACAGCGCACGACGUGGUGGCCGUGUCGGCGGAGGGGUACCGGGCGUGCGCCGCGCCGAGCGGCGCCAAGGUGUACAAGUCCGGGGCCGACCGCGUCACGCUCGCCCUCGGCCCAAACUACUUCAUCUCCAGCGUCCCCGGCGACUGCCAGGCCGGGAUGAAGAUCACCGUCACCGCCGCGAAGCAGGGCCGCAUCGGCGGAGCGUCCUAAUUCAGUCUACAUAUACCAAGUUCUCGGCCCAUGCGUUGAUUAUUAUCGUAAAAUAAAGGUGUACUGUACUACUCCCUCCGCUCCUAAAUAUAAGUCUUUUUAGAUGUUUCAAAUGGACUACAACAUCAUCCGUGCCUGUCGUGUUAUAUGGCAGGUUAUAUGUGUGUAAUGAUUUUGUACUCGUAUACAAUAAGCGAGCAAAAGGCAUGUGCCGAUUAUACUUUUGAUACAUGAAUCGUCAAUGCAGAUGUAGCCAAAGUUGGCCAA
Molecule: messenger RNA, 830 nt
Organism: Triticum aestivum (bread wheat)
Lineage: Eukaryota; Viridiplantae; Streptophyta; Magnoliopsida; Poales; Poaceae
Product: chemocyanin
Exons: 2
Coding region: 144-563 (139 amino acids)
Cellular component (GO): plasma membrane
Molecular function (GO): electron transfer activity
Source: RefSeq, a predicted model, not a curated record